This is a messenger RNA of Harpegnathos saltator (Jerdon's jumping ant), 801 nucleotides long. RefSeq lists its product as uncharacterized. The record is from RefSeq and is a predicted model, not a curated record. The transcript has 3 exons. Bases 1 to 801 code for a protein of 266 amino acids. NCBI's taxonomy places the organism in Eukaryota, Metazoa, Arthropoda, Insecta, Hymenoptera, Formicidae.
AUGAAGAAAUUAAAGGACAACAAGGCGGUAGGAGGGGAUGAGAUACCAAAUGAAGCGUGGAAAUAUGGAGGAGAGAGGAUGGAGGAAUGGAUAAGGGAAAUGUGUAAUAGAGUAUGGAGAGGGGAAGAGUGGCCAGAGGAAUGGAAGGAAGGAAUAGUAGUACCGAUAGUGAAGAAGGGGGAGGGAAGAGUAGUGGGAGAGUACAGAGGAGUAACGUUAAUGAAUACGUUGUACAAGAUUUAUGCAUCGGUAUUAGCGGGAAGAUUAAGAAAAGAGGUGGAGGAGAAAGGGUUGAUACCGCAAAAUCAGACGGGGUUCAGGAAAGGGUUAGGAGUGAUAGACAACAUAUAUGUGAUGAAUUAUGUGAUAAAUAGACAAUUAGGAAGGAAGGGGGGUAAGCUGGUGGCGUUAUUUGUGGAUCUGAAAGCAGCAUUCGAUACGGUGGACAGAAGAGAGUUGAUAAGGGCGAUGAGGGAAAGAAGGGUGAGGAAGGGAUUGGUGGAGAGAUGUGAGGAGGUGAUGGAAGAGACGAUAAGCAGAAAAGAUGGGGGACAGGAGAAGCAUAUAAAGGAAAGAAUAAAAAUAGGAAUGACGGUGAUGGGACAAGUAUGGGGAAUAGGGAAAAGAAGGUUUGAGAGAGAAUGGGGGAAAAGAAUAUGGUUAUAUGAUAGUUUAGUAUGGACGGUGAUAGGGUCUUUCAACGCGCAAGAUCAAAGAAGUUUAGCUGAAUGUUCCGUCCAGUACUAUAUGUCGAUGGUCUGCACCAGGCUUGAUAAACUCUUAUGGGAAAAUUCUGACUAG